Messenger RNA from Myxocyprinus asiaticus (Chinese sucker), 4148 nucleotides. RefSeq lists its product as uncharacterized. Bases 700 to 1725 code for a protein of 341 amino acids. The transcript has 8 exons. The record is from RefSeq and is a predicted model, not a curated record. NCBI's taxonomy places the organism in Eukaryota, Metazoa, Chordata, Actinopteri, Cypriniformes, Catostomidae.
CCAGCCAUCAGUCAUUAAUCUUUUUGAUCAAAGGAGGUCUGUUGCCCCCACUCCAUUCCACCAGGAAUCCCCUCUUCACAGCGAGGCACCUGGUUGACCUACAACCAAAUUAACAUAUACAGAGAAAACAUACUACAGUAGCCUGCAAGCAUUCAAGCGGUGGCAUUUAAAUCCAGAAGCAAAACUAGAUAUAGUUUUUGUAGAUGCUGAGGAGAAAGGUGAAGGGACAGUGGAUGAAGGUGGCCUGACAAGAGAAUACCGAAGGCUGUUGAUGUGAGCCAUUCAUCAAAUAAGUAUCUUUCAGGGCCAUGAGAAAGAUUGGAGUUUGGCUCUUGACACUCAAGAUACAGGAAGCAACAACUGUUCUGGAGGCAAAUUGUGCCAUUAUAGAGGCAGCAGACAGUUACAUAUCAAGCCUCACAGAAAAGAACUCUCUUGUCCAGUCGGCUGCAGAUUUCAUUGUGAAUGGAAGACUGCAAACCGCCUUAAACCAGUUUGUAGAAGGAUUGCAAACUCUUGGUUUACUGCAAGAGAUGCAGAAGAAUUCUGCUCUGUUUUAUGAAAUGUUCGUCAGUGAGGAGAGGCCCCUCCAGGCAAAGGACCUCUGGAGUCUUUUUAAUGUGAACUUCUCCCCACAAGGCAGCAACAGAAGGACUAGAGAAAACCAGACAAUAUUCUACUGGAGGGACUGGUUGAUAGAUGUUGAAGAAAGACAAUGAGGAUGACCGAAUAAACACAGAUGACGACAUGAGUAAUGCUUCCAACUGUGAAGAUGAUGAAGUGGACAAGGAAAAAUCCUCCACAACUAGCCUGUUGUGUGCUGACAUUGAAGAGAACAAGAAAGAUGGCAGAAUAAAUACAGAACAUAUCAUGAGUAAUGCUUCCAACAGUGAAGAGGAAGAUGAUGAAGUGGACAAUGAAAGCUCCUCCAUAACUAGCCUGAUGUGUGCUGACAUUCAAGAGAACGAGGAAGACCUGUCAGAUUCCGAAGGGAACAUGCUUGAUUCUGCCAGGAGUGAAGAUGAAAAUGAUGUGGACAGAGAAGACUUGAUGGAGGGCAGUACUAGUGGAGAAAACGCAUCUGAAUUCUCAGUGGGCAGUGAAGAUAUAGCAGUUACUGGUGACAAGCCCUUGUCUCCUAGUGCAUCUCUUUCAAAAGGAGAAAGUGUAUUGAUGUUGAUGUCCUAUCUGUUAUGGCAUAAUUUAACCAGCAAAGCACUUACUCACUUACUGGAAAUGUUUAACAUAAUAUUUCCAGGUCUGAUCCCAUCUUCACAUUACCUUUUCCACAAAGAAUUUGGAAGUUCAUCUAAAUUUGUAGUUCACUUUUAUUGUGAAAGCUGUUUAAAAUACCUUGGCAUUAGAGCAGACUGUCCCUCUCAGUGUGACUCUUGCAACACAGUAUUUGAUGCCAAUGCAAACCUAAAGAAUGGAUUCUAUUUUCUUGUGUUGCCCCUGUAUGCACAAAUUCAGCAACUUCUGCAAGAACAUGGUGUCAGUCUUAAUGAAAAAACUAGAACCUUUGGGGUUCUCUCUGACAUUCAGUCUGGUGAAGAUUAUCAAAUGUUAUGUGUCAGUGGAGUUCUUGGAAAAGAUGAUUUGACACUAAUUUGGAAUUGUGAUGGCGCACCAGUGUUCAAAACUUCUAAAUGCAGCAUUUGGCCAGUUCAGUGUCAGUUAAUUGAACUGGGACCAGAAGUGAGGAAAAGGCACCUUUUGAAGUGAGCGUUAUUAUUUGGGCCAAGUAAACCAUCCAUCUUAACAUUACUAACACCAUUUGUUAACAAAGCCUCAUUAUUAGAGACUGAAGGUAUUGACUGGCAAGACAUACAGGGAAACUGGCAUGUUUCUAAAGUGUUUGUGCUGGUUUGUAGCUCUGAUUCGAUGGCUCGUCCAAUGCUUCGUAACGCAAAGCAAUUUAAUGUUUUUUAUGGUUGUGACUUUUGUUAUCACAAAGGUGGUAAAUCCUAUUCAUACGAUCAACCUGAACCCCCACUUCGAAAUGAGAGAGUUCAUUUCAGUUAUGCAAUGUCAGCUUCAGGUAAUGAGCCAGUGUUUGGAGUCAAAGGGCCAUCUUCUUUAAUGAAGCUUAGUCAUUUCCAAAUGAUAAAUGGUUUCAUUCCUGAAUAUCAACACAAUGUGUGCCUUGGAGUCACUCGGCAACUGUCCACAUUGUGGUUUGAUACAGCAAACAGUGAAGCCCCCUGGUACACUGGCAAACAGAUUGAAGCAGCUGAUUUGCGACUUGUAAAAAUAAAACCUCCUGUUGAGAUAACUAGGACACCAAGGUCAAUGAGUGAAAGGAAGUUCUGAAAAGCUUCAGAGUGGCGAGCAUUUCUCCUCUUCUAUGCUUUGCCUGUAUUUAAAAUGCAUACUCCCUGCCAGAUUUUGGAAUAAUUUGUUCCUAUUGGUGUUUGAAAUAUAUACAUUACUGCAGGAUAAGAUCAAGACUAGAAGCAUCUUGUUGUCAGAACUGGCUCUUAAAAAAAAUUUGUCAUUGAUUUUCAAAGACUGUAUGGGAAAGACAACAUGACUUUCAACAUACACUUGCGCACACGUCGCACGAUGUGUGAAACACUGGGGGCCAUUAUGGGCUACGUCAACCUUUCCAUUUGAAUCCAAUAUGAGCACUCUAUUGAAGUAUUUUCAUGGAACACAGUAUGUCCCUUCACAAAUAGCUAGAAAAUUUAUGUUGUGGAGAGAAUUGCCAGAAAGGCCAAACAUACAAGUGUAAAGGUCCAGUCAUUUGUUGAAGAACAUUAUUGUAAUAAGCGAAGAACAGAUAAAUGUGAAAUAUUAAAUGAAAGUGUCAAGGGUUUUGGGCAUCCCCCAUUGCAGGAAAAUAUCACAACUUCAUAUAGGCUUGCCAUUGCUAAGUUAUGUGGAAAUCUAAUGGGACUUUUCCACUGCACGGUACAGCUCAACUCAACUCGACUCUGCUCAAUUUUUGGGGGUUUUCCACUGUGGAUAGUACCUGGUACCUCAUACUUUUUAGUACCACCUCGGUCGAGGUUCCAAGUGAGCCAGGCCGAUACUAAAUGUGACGUCAAAACCCUGCAGAUCACUGAUUGGUCAGAGAGAAUCGUCACUACCAGCGUCACUGGAUUUGCGACACGGGACAUCAACCCGCUAGUUAGCAACAGCGACAGCAAUAUCAUUUGUUCACGCGACUUUCGAAUUGUAAAAAGAAAUGGCUGUGCGCAAAACCACGCCGUGGUCAAUAAACGAGGUGCAGACAUUCCUCUCACGGCUACCACCGGACCUACCAACAGUGUAGGGAAAAGUUAAAAAAAAUUUAAAAGUGACUACAGAACCAUCAAGGACCACAACAGCCGGAGUGGUUCAAACAGAAGAAAGUGGAAGUGGUUCGACCAAAUGGAUACUAUGGCAACAGACCGGCGAGCAGUGGGAGGGAGAGCGCCCUGGACUCGGCGUUGAUGGAGUCCACGAUGGAGGAUGGUACGUUUUGUUACGUUAACUCUAUAUUCUGCUUGAAAGCUUCACUUUAUUUAGUUGACCGCUACUGGAAAGCUAACUUCCAAAACAACCAGGCCAAUUUAACUGUUACACAUGUGUAAUCUCACCAUGCAACAACUGCUUUAUGCAGCACAAUGAGCUAGUUGCUAACAGCUAGCGGCAGUGUUAUUGUUUAUGGUCAGUAAUGUUUGUCACAUUUAAGAUGAUGUCACGGCAGUAGAGGCAGCGCAACUAUGACGAUUAGCCUAUAAUCCCACCCACGUUGAGGCGGCACUAAACUGCAGUGGAAAAGCGAGGAGAGUCAAGUCGAGUUGAACCGUAACGUGUAGUGGAAAAAUGCCAUAAGUAACUGCUUCUGGUCUUACAACCAUUUCUUGGUUAAAGGAGUUCUGUAUCACACUCAAAAAUAUAACCAACUUACGAAAAGAUACAACAGUGCUGUAUAUUUGGAAGAUGGUACAUUGUUUAAUUAAUGACUUGUUAAAUCUAGCUGGCCUUUAUGUAAAGAUUCACAAAUAAAUGUACAGAGUACUUUUGUGCAUGAGGUUAGGAAGACUGGAAACAUCAGUGCCAUCUGGCCUGAUUUGAUAACAAUGAAAUGUGUUGAAACAGUUGACAAUUUGUACAUUAAACCUUUGCCAAAUCCAUAUGAACGGGACUAAAAGAGAAGU